Messenger RNA from Venustampulla echinocandica, 1671 nucleotides. RefSeq lists its product as uncharacterized. The record is from RefSeq and is a predicted model, not a curated record. Lineage: Eukaryota; Fungi; Ascomycota; Leotiomycetes; Helotiales; Pleuroascaceae. Bases 1 to 1671 code for a protein of 556 amino acids. The transcript has 2 exons.
AUGGCCACGUCACCAGUCUCGUCGAAAACAUCCACAACAAAAGAUAGCUGCAGAAGAUGUAGAGAUAUCGGUCUCCCGAAAAUCUUCGCCGGAAACAUUAGCUUUGAACAUGCCGAAUUCGUUUGUGAUCUUGACGCAUCGGUCGACCAGUUAGAGGCAUCGGACUGUUCGCUUUGCCAACUACUUGCAUCAAUGGCACCGUCAGAUCUCGACGAUGAUGGCAGCGCCAGGGUUAAGAACUGCCAUCUACGUGCAUUUUCUAUGGGCAGGAUAUUUCCUACCCUGAGUCCAACUAGUCCACUAAAUCUUCCUGGAUCCGGAGACACAACAUUGCUAGCCGUUCUGCGGUCCGAUUUCGCCGAUUACAGCUGGUCCCAAUACAACCCCUCAUUCCAUAAAACUGUGCGAUCUCUAGAAGAGACCGGACUUCUAUUUCCUUACCAAGGUAAACUUCGCCCCCCUCACUUUGACGUGAGAGAAAUCUCGGCUGGCGAAUUCGACAUUAUGUUUGCUAGAAAGCACCUGGAUUAUUGUCGGAUAAAUCAUGGCGAUGCAUGUAGUCUUCGGGAAGUUGAAUAUUUCUAUCGUGUCAUUGAUUGCCAUGCAAUGACCAUCAUCACGGCUCCAUCGGGUUGCAAAUACGUUGCUCUAUCGUAUGUAUGGGGUCAGCAGCCGUCGUCGAGUUCUCCGCCUGCUAUCAACGAUCACUUAGCCCAACCUCUUCUCACCAACGCUCCAAAGGUCAUCCUGGAUGCUAUUGAAGUUGCUAAGGCUUUAGACCUUCAAUAUCUCUGGGUCGAUCGCUACUGCAUUAACCAAUCGGACCUGUCCGACAAACACAGCCAAAUUGGCCAAAUGGACAUGAUAUACGCUAAUGCCCAAGUAACCAUUAUUGCCGCCACUGAGAACGGCCCUGAGCAUGGGCUACCUGGAGUUAGGGGAACUGCCAGGAACUCCCAGCCGCAUUUACGUCAAGGCGAUAGGGCUUACAUAUCUACACUUCCGCACCUAAGGUCGGCGAUAAAUAACUCGAAGUGGGCCACUCGAGGCUGGACGUACCAAGAAGGGCUUCUCUCAGCUCGUCGUAUUAUUUUCACACAGCAUCAGGUAUAUUUCGAAUGCAAUAGCAUGUAUUGCGCAGAAGCAGUAAUUCUACCUUUGGAUGCAAUGCACGGAAAAGGCAGGGAAAGAUUCAACCCGCUUUUCCCUCCCGGCGCUUUCAAUUGGGAGAUCACCGUCAAAGAAUCCAGGAGAAUCAUUUCGUAUAUCCAUGAGUUCAGCAGGAGAGAGCUGACUUUCCCAAGUGACGCCCUUAAUGCCAUGCAGGGAAUAUUUAGCCAUUUUGAAAAAGCCAAAGCGCCGGUUUACCAGAUGAUGGGUGUUGUAAUUCCAUCACCCGCUGCGAUGCUAGAAUACUCCAGAGGCCCACCACACCCGCAGUGGUCCCCUGCAAAUAGUCUAGCCAUGGGACUUACCUGGUAUUGGAAGAAGCCAGGUCGGCGGAGAAAAGGAUUUCCCAGCUGGUCCUGGGCUGGGUGGGAGGGAGAGGUAUCUGGGAAAUUAUGGCUCAUGUCUAGCUGGGCCACCCCGCAAAUAGAAUGCGAAGUCUCGAUUGAAAACGAUAGCGGGGCCCUUUUACAGUUCCCUCCUUUUGAGGAGCUUCCUGGAUAA